This is a messenger RNA of Calliphora vicina (urban bluebottle blowfly), 1713 nucleotides long. RefSeq names its product transcription factor mef2A-like. NCBI's taxonomy places the organism in Eukaryota, Metazoa, Arthropoda, Insecta, Diptera, Calliphoridae. The coding region runs from base 1 to 1713 and encodes 570 amino acids. The record is from RefSeq and is a predicted model, not a curated record. The transcript has 6 exons.
AUGGAAGAUGUUGUUACUGCUACACCGCCACCACCAGCAACAGCGACAACGACUACAACAGCAACAAAUCCAGCCACAACUCAUACAACAGCAACCUCAACGACCGCUCCUGCACCACCACCACCGGCAAAGAAAAGUUCCACCACAUUGUCGGUGGAUAGAGCGGCGUUUUUAUUAUUGCGCGUUAAAAAGGCUUUUAAGAGGAAACGACAGCAUCGCAAAGAAAAACAAGCUCAAGCAUUAAAUGCAUCAAUCAACAAUCAAGCUGGUCGCACAAACCGUGGAAAAGUACCACCGCCUUUGUUACGUUCCCGCACACUUCCUGCAAUAAUAGUUCCUGGUAUACCAGUGGUAUCGCUGCACACCGAUAAAUCACCAUUUCAAUGGGCCACAUCCUCAGCAACAAAAUCUUCCGCCAGCAGUGGCAGCGGCAAUCGUUGGUCUAUUUUAACGCGCAACACAACGACGACAACACCAACUACACACCAACCUAAUGCCUGGAACAACAAUAAUAACAACAGUUUCAAUAACAACAACAAUACGCUGAGUAUAAAAUCACUAAAUCUGCCCAAAGAUGAUGGAACAGUGGUGUAUCGUAGGAAAUCGUCGGGCAGUACCCCCCACAGCAAUGCAACGACACAGACUCAGUCAGGAUGUCUUAGCGGUACUCCGGAUGCUAAUAUGCCCUCCUAUACGGGCACCAUGAACAUCAGCACAGACGAUUUUGAAUGUUAUGCCGCAGAUGGUUCAGUGCUGUUGAGAAUACCCGCACCGCAUGUUGUGGCUGCACGUGCCUAUCGUUUGGCGUCAAAGAAACGCACAGCAUCAAUAUUUAGCAAUACUGGUAGUGGAGGCGGCAGUGGUGGCUCAUCGACCUCAACCUCAGAUAAUAAUACACGUUGUUCCGGUGAUAAUACACCCACUUUAGAUGGUGGCUGUCAAAUUCCUGGCUUCAGUGUAUGCGCCAGUGGCAGUAGCAGUGGUGCUGGCUACACUGAUGCCAAUAAUCUUAACAGUCAUACAACAUCCGGUUUCUCAACAACAUCGACAGCUGGAGGAGGAGGAGCAUUAUCAUCGUCAUCAACAACAACAUCCUCAAAUGCCUCAACGAAUACGGCAUUAACACGACGUUUGGCUAAAUUACUACAUCAAUCAAGCAGUAGUGUCUUAUCAAAGUCACAACAUCAUCAUCAUCAGCAGCAUCACCAGCAUUAUACACAAUAUGAUGCAAAUAUGAUUAAUACAACGACAACAUCAGCAUUAACCGCCCCCCAGCCAUGCGGUGAAGAUGCUCCACGUCGUCUCUCUUGGGAAAGACGCAAAGACAGCAGUGCUUUACAACGUUCGGCCAGUAUUGAUUCGUUUGCGGAAAUUGUUUGGAGUGAUUCACCCCGACCUUCAUUAGACAUACCAAGACCUGCGGUAGCUCCUUUCAGCAAACGUCCAUCGGCCAGUAGUCUAUUCAGCAAUUGCAGCACUUCAUCGCAAAGUACCCAGUUGAAUAUCAAUGAAUUGUACGUAACUGGUGGCGUAGUGGCUGGUGGUGCUGGAGCUGGUGUUGGCAUAGGGGGUCUAACCACGGCAGUGGGUGGCACACAGACAACUUGUGGUGGCAUCACAACAACGGGCAAUAGUCGACGUGAAAGUCUAUUGAGUCCAUCGUCGACAAGACGUAAUAAGCUGACAAGAAUUAUAAAUGAUUUACGUAAAUAA